UUACCCGCAGCAGCUGUCAACAAUACGCCUUCGCCAGAUGUUCACGUGCGUUUCAAUACGUGAUUAGUAUGUAAUAUCAAUGCUUCUGUGAUACAGUGAAUGGAACAAGUUCUAAUUUUAUAACUACAAACUGUUCUUCAGAUUAGAUAACGGGUAAGGAUGCCAUAUGAGGUGGAGACCGUGAUCAAGCAUGCAGCGUUGACAGUGGGGGAGGGUCCGCACUGGGACGAGGCCACCCAGAGGCUGUUGUAUGUAGACAUCAAUGAAGGGGAUGUGCACAGGUGGGACCCCGUCACAGCCAAGGAUGAGAAAGUACACCUGGAUGGCACAGUGGGCUUUGUGAUCCCUCGGAGCAGUGGUGGCCUUGUGGUGGGUUUGAACCUGAGUGUUGUAUGUUUGGACUGGGAGAGCGGAACCACCACAACCCUGGCAACAGUGGAGGAACGCCAUGACAACCGACUAAAUGAUGGCAAAUGUGAUGCUUCAGGAAGGCUAUGGGCAGGAACCAUGAACACAGGGAGCCCCAGGGUACAGGGGGUGGGGAAUCUGUACUCCCUGGGGACAGACGGACAGCUGCAGCGCCAAGUGGACGGGGUCACUGUGUCCAAUGGUCUGGCCUGGUCAGCUGAUAACAAGACCAUGUUCUAUAUCGACACACCUACCCGCCAAGUGUGGGCAUAUGACUUCGACCUUGAGAAAGGCACCCUGGCAAAUCAGAGGGUCGCAGUGGACUUCCAGAAGACUCCUGAAUUUGACGGCACCUUGGUCCGGCCGGAUGGGAUGACGAUCGACACGGAUGACAAUCUGUGGGUUGCCUGCUUGAGUAUCGGGUCCAUGUCACAGUUUGACUCCAGAACAGGCCAACUGCUGCAGCGGGUGGAGCUGCCGAAUGCCUCCAAGAUCACGUCAGCGUGCUGGGGUGGACCAGACCUGGAUCAGCUCUAUGUCACCAGCCUCGUAGCCAACUUCACCGAAGAGCAGCUGAACACCACAGAGUCACUGGCGGGAUCUGUUUUCAGGGUUACUGGACUUGGCGCUAAGGGGAAAGUUGCUUCAGUGUUCCUGGCAAUGUCGGGGUCUGGAUCCUACAAGGUAGAGACGGUGAUCAAGCAUGCCUGCACCACCAUAGGCGAGGGCCCUCACUGGGACGACGCUUCGCAGAGUCUCUACUACGUGGACAUCACCAACGGUGAUGUGCACCGCUGGGACUCCAACACCGGCGUCGACAGUAAGAUCAAUAUGGGUCCGUUCGCUACUCUGGUGAUCCCAAGGAAGAAGGGGGGCGUGGUCGUGGGACUUGGCCGGAAGCUGGUGUCGGUGGACUGGGACACGCAGGCUUUGGAGACGUUGGUGGAGGUGGAUCAGGGCACAAGCAACAGGUUCAACGACGGAAAGUGUGACCCCAGAGGAAGACUGUUUGCAGGAACCAUGGGCAAAGAGGUGGCGCCAGCUCAGCCAGAGAUGGAGAUGGGGACUUUGUAUUCUCUCGACACCAACGGAGACCUCAAGACACACGCCAGCAAAAUCAACAUUUCCAACGGCUUGGCCUGGAGCGCCGACAGCCGCAUCUUAUACUACGUCGACUCCAUCCCCGGCAACAUUUUCGCCUUCGACUACGACAUCAAUACGGGAAACACAUCCAAUCAGAGGUCAGUAGUGGACUGUGGUCCUGAGCGACGAUUCACAUACGGGUUCCCGGACGGCAUGACGAUCGACACGGAGGGGAAACUCUGGCUGGCAUGUUACAGCGUCGGCAAAGUGGUCCGAUUCGACCCCGAGACAGGCAAGGAGCUGCUGACGAUCGGGUUCCCGGGGGCCACCAGGACCACGUCCUGCUGCUGGGGAGGCAAGAACCUGGACGAACUGUACGUCACCUGCGGGAAGGAGGGAGUCUCGGACCGACAGUUCCAGACCUGCGACAACCUGGCGGGGUCAGUGUUCAGGGUGACAGGUCUCGGCUUCAAGGGAACGCCAGCAAACGUGUUCGAGGGAUGAGACACCGCAGCAACUGUGUAUUUUAUAUGAAGACUGACUGUUUGCCUGCGUUAUAAUUGAACCCUCGAGUUGGCUUUGGAACCUACUUGUGUAUGAAGGAAUGUGUAUCCUGUAUAUUUAUAUAUAUGUGUGUGUGUCUGGGGGGAAGUUGUGGCAGGUUUGGUCGUUGUGGGCCACGAUACCAUUGAGUAUUUGUCGUAAGGUUUUAUUCUUGCCAUUUCUUAUACACAAGAAAGCCUUGAGAAGACGGUGCCUUCUAGUUCACAUUUGGGUACUUUAUACAUUUGAUGCUCAUAUUUAACAGUUACAUGUGCUGGUGGUCAGGGAUGUUGUUUUGAUAUCACGCUUAUUGUGGAAUAAAUACAGAACGUUG
Haliotis rufescens (red abalone) is the source of this 2368-nucleotide messenger RNA. RefSeq lists its product as uncharacterized. Gene Ontology annotation, biological process: L-ascorbic acid biosynthetic process. Lineage: Eukaryota; Metazoa; Mollusca; Gastropoda; Lepetellida; Haliotidae. The coding region runs from base 160 to 1995 and encodes 611 amino acids. The record is from RefSeq and is a predicted model, not a curated record. The transcript has 11 exons. Gene Ontology annotation, molecular function: calcium ion binding; enzyme regulator activity; gluconolactonase activity.